Brachypodium distachyon (stiff brome) is the source of this 1430-nucleotide messenger RNA. Its product is annotated as protein SIP5. The coding region runs from base 253 to 741 and encodes 162 amino acids. The record is from RefSeq and is a predicted model, not a curated record. The transcript is spliced from 4 exons. Gene Ontology annotation, cellular component: cytoplasm. Lineage: Eukaryota; Viridiplantae; Streptophyta; Magnoliopsida; Poales; Poaceae.
CCAACCCAACCCAACCCAAUUACCCCCCAUUCGAAAAGCAGAAGAUGCCUUGCUUCCUUCCCUCCGUUUCGAGUUUCCCUCCUCCGACGAGAAAGAAAGCGGCCAAUCUCCUUCUCCUUCCACACCCGCCACGAUCGAUGCUGCCGCGGUGAGGCUACAAACCGCAGCCCCGCUAGCAACUUCUCCGGGAGCACAAGCGCUCAUUCACAACCAACCACGGGCGCGCGAGGCACCGAUCAGAAGAUCCGAUCGAUGGGCAACGUGGCGGCGGCGCUGGGGGAGCGGCAGCGGCCGGCGGUGGAGGAGCGGCUCACGCGACCGCGCCGCCUGCUCCGGGAGCUCCACGACGUCGACUCCGCCCGCCUCCGCCGCCUCAUCCGCUCCGGCCACCUCGCGCCGUGCUUCGACGCCGCCGCCGAGGACGACGACGCCGCAACCUCCGUCGAGUGCCCCAUCUGCUUCGACUUCUACCCGAGUCUGAACCGGUCCAAGUGUUGCGGCAAAGGGAUCUGCACCGAGUGCUUCUUGCAGCUGAUUCCGUCGACCACUACUAAAGCUGUUCACUGUCCUUUCUGCAAAACCGCAUCCUACGCUGUUGAAUACCGCAGUGACAGAACCAUAAGUGAGAAGAAACUUGAGCAAGAAGUUAGUUUCCUUCGCAGAGAUUCUGAUGCAAAAGCAUCUUCUUUAGAUGGUGGGCAAGAUCAGAUCAGCAGCAUCAAACCUUUUCGUGUCCAAUGAGUCUUUUCUCUGAAUUUCUUGCAGGAAGAACAAAACGUUAAGGCUCAGAUGAGAAUACAUCCGAAGACUCAGAACGCCGGUGAACUUAUUCAACCUUAGAAGAUGCAAGCCAGAUUUUUGGCACACCUAAAAGCUUUCUAACCAACUUUUAGCCCUUCUAACAUCUCGAGAGAUUUCAUGAUCACCACGGUGAAAAAAAAAAUCAGACAUUUUUUUUAGCAGAACAGAGUCUGGUUUCAGCUGUGAAUGCCACUAUACUGAAACAAAAAUAUUCUGCCGGUUUUGCAGUAAAAGAGUGAUGGUUUGAAACAGCAAAAAUAAGUGAUGGUCCCAAUAUUGUGUAGCUAGCCAGGUCUGAAGACAAAGAUGGAGCUGAUUUUUUUCCAAACUGGCAAAGAACUCCACGUCAGCAUACAGUCAUGCAACCACUUAUUUUGAUUCCGUGUGGCACCUUGCCUAUUGCAGAAUCCCUGCCUGUAUUUCUUGGAGCUUUUUUUACACUGCCUGUAUUUCUUGGAGCUCUCUUGUUUAGACUUUAGACGUUGUACAUGUUCCUGAUGGCAAUACUGGAGAUUAGCACGUAAUUUUACUCGGAUGUUCCAUUUUCCUAGGUACUGGACUUGUUGAUCUUGUCUUUGUGGCAGUGCCGCACUUGAACUGAAAAUUGAUGAAUCUGAAUCUGCUUGCUA